This is a messenger RNA of Ylistrum balloti, 850 nucleotides long. RefSeq lists its product as uncharacterized. Gene Ontology annotation, cellular component: mitochondrion; cytoplasm. Gene Ontology annotation, molecular function: hydrolase activity. NCBI's taxonomy places the organism in Eukaryota, Metazoa, Mollusca, Bivalvia, Pectinida, Pectinidae. The record is from RefSeq and is a predicted model, not a curated record. The transcript is spliced from 6 exons. Bases 200 to 727 code for a protein of 175 amino acids.
AAUCUACUUCAGGAUCAAUGACAUUCAGCUGAUUCUGUAUCAUUACUUGGUUAACUACCUCACAAACUUGAUAUUCCAGACAAGCUGUUAUAAAACCGGUAUGUACUGGGAAUUUAAGCAACAGAGACGAACCUGUAUAUAAAUACAAUACAGAUAAUCACUUUCAGUAUUUUCACGUUCGUGUUCUGAUGUGAGGAAAAUGUUUUCAACUGUGUUGAGAAAUGCAUGUAGAAACCAACAUCAAUUUUCUGCUUUGAAGUACAUAGCAGUGGUCAGUGUUGCCACCAGACUUGGUGUAGUACAUGGAUCAAAGAGUAUCUGUACAACACCCCAGGUGUGUAAGGAUGAGGUGAAGGCAGCCCUGGAUGCUGUCAAACCUUCCACAGCAGGAACAACUAUCUUUACCAAGAUUCUGGAUAAAACCAUACCUGCAGAUAUUUUAUAUGAGGAUGAUAAGUGCAUGGCCUUCAGUGAUGUAGCUCCCCAAGCUCCAGUACACUUCCUGGUAAUCCCCAAAAAACCCAUCACAGGAAUCAGUGCUGCACAACAGGAGGACCAGCAGCUCCUAGGCCAUUUACUACUGGUGGCAAAGAAUGUUGCUGAAAAUCAGAAGCUCGACAAUGGUUACAGAGUGGUGAUCAAUGAUGGGAAAGAUGGGGCACAGUCAGUGUUCCAUCUCCACAUCCAUGUGUUGGGAGGACGCCAGAUGUCUUGGCCGCCCGGCUAGCAUUAUCCAAUAUACAACCAAGGGACGUGAGCUGUUGGUUUGUCCAAGACAUGUUAUACAACAAAGGUUUAAAACCAUCUUUUUGUGUAACAGUUGUUUUUAUUAAAUAUUAUUUAAAAGUCA